UAAGAAGAAGAAGAAGAAGAUGGGCAGCAGUGAGAGCAAAACCGUGAAUUCUAACACUGUGGCUGAUCAUCUUGAAGAAGACAAGAAGAAGAUGGUCAAACCUGGAAGCAUUGCAACAAACUGGAGGGAACUUAGUGGCGAACAUUAUUGGAAGGAUUUGUUGGACCCACUUGAUAUUGAUCUUCGUAGGUACAUAAUACACUAUGGAGAAAUGGCUCAAGCUACUUAUGAUGCUUUUAAUGAUGAUGAACCAUCAAAGUAUGUUGGAAUGAGCCGUUAUGGGAAAAGAGAUUUCUUUUCCAAGGUUGGUUUGGAAAAAGGAAAUCCUUUCAAGUACGAGGUGACAAAGUUCCUCUAUGGAACCUCGGAAAAGGAUUUUCUUAUAAUAGAAGACGUUGAAGAAUCAAAUUGGAUAGGAUACGUUGCUGUGGCCACGGAUGAAGGCAAAGCUGUGUUAGGGAGGAGAGACAUUGUGAUUGCUUGGAGAGGAACUGUGCAGAUGGUGGAAUGGGUCAAAGAUUUUCAGUUCCUAUUGGAUGAUGCUCCAAUCAUUUUUGGUCCUCAUCGAUCUGAUUGUAAAGUACAUCGAGGAUUUUACUCUAUUUACACAGCCACCCACUCGAAAUCAGUCUUCAAUAAAGCAAGCGCGAGAACCCAGGUUUUAACUGAAAUUAGAAGGCUUGUGGAUAAAUUUAAAGAUGAAGAAAUAAGCAUAACAGUUACCGGCCAUAGCUUAGGUGCAGCAAUUGCGACACUGAAUGCAGUUGACAUAGUCGCUAAUGACUUCAACAUUCGAAAAGAUGAAUCUCAUAAAGCUUGUCCAGUCACAGCAUUUGUAUUUGCAAGCCCUCGUGUAGGAGAAAGAGACUUUCAAAAAUUCUUCUCUAGUCAAAAAGAUCUUCGUAUGUUACGUAUUACAAAUAAAAAUGAUAUUGUUCCAAGGCAUCCUUUCUUGGGUUAUGCAGAAGUGGGAGAAGAGUUAGAGAUCGAUACUGAGGCAUCAAACUUCUUAAAACAACCAGGUGAUUUGAAGAGUUGGCAUAAUUUGGAAGUUUACUGGCAUGGAGUUGCAGGAACACAAGGGAGCAAAGGAGGAUUUAAAUUAGAAGCUAAAAGAGACAUUGCACUUGUCAACAAAAGCAUGGCUGCUUUGAAGGAUGAGUAUCAUAUUCCUGAGGCUUGGAGGGUGGAUCAAAACAAAGGAUUGGUUCAACAACCUGAUGGUUCUUGGCUCUUGCCAGAUCCUGAACUUGAAGAAUGAUGAUUCCAUUAAUGAGUUUUAGUUUCUAUUUGGGUGUCUAAGAUGUUGUUUCGUUGUUGUGUUUUCCCUUAAGAUCAGAUAGUUAUUUCAAGUUUGAGCGUGUAAGAUAUCAGUUUCAUCGUUGGAUUUCAGUAAAACUAAGUUUGGGUAAAA
This is a messenger RNA of Neltuma alba, 1414 nucleotides long. RefSeq names its product phospholipase A1-IIgamma-like. NCBI's taxonomy places the organism in Eukaryota, Viridiplantae, Streptophyta, Magnoliopsida, Fabales, Fabaceae. Gene Ontology annotation, molecular function: glycerophospholipid phospholipase A1 activity. The record is from RefSeq and is a predicted model, not a curated record. Gene Ontology annotation, biological process: lipid metabolic process. The transcript has 2 exons. Bases 20 to 1261 code for a protein of 413 amino acids.